UGGAGACGAGGAUCACAACAAGAGGGAUUGUCAGGCAAUGCUAGAUGCGCUAAAGGAAGGUAUCAUUGAAUUAGAUGAUAGGAAAUAUGUGAUGUGGGCUGAUGAGGGGAAACAUGUGCCCUUCCUGCCUUCGAUGAAAAUUAAUGUGGAUAUCCGAAGGAGAAGGAUAAAUGAAGCAAAGGGAAAACAGGCGCAGGUGCCGAUGGCGGCAAAGGUUUCCCGAGUGACUUUCAAAGACGAGUUAGGUGAACCACUGGAGGGUCCAGGGAUGAGGAUUUCCUCCAUUAAGUUUGAGGAAACAAUGAGUGAUAGAGAGGCUUAUAUAUGCGGCCAAGGGGUGGGAGAAUCUAGUAGCGGAAAGAGGGAGGACCAGGAUCAACCGAUGACGAAUGAGCAAGUGGAGUCGCCCAAGUCGCCCCAGUCCCCUAGGAAAAGAGGGGCCAAGAAGUUACAGCUAAAAAGUUCGUUGGACGAGGUUGAUUUGAGGGAGUCAUUGAGAAGGGCAAUGGAUAUGCCCAUCCCUAUCACUCUCAAGGAAUUCAUAGCUGGCUGUGAGCCGGCGAAAGAUGAACUGAUAGGAAUGAUGCAGAAAGCUAAGGUGCCGCUGGCGGAGACGGCGAUCUCUGGAGACCCAAAGGUGGAGGCGAAAACCUCUGCCUUGAUAGCUGAGAAAGGAAAGGAAGGAGUAGAACUCGUUGGAGGCAAGGGCGACUACUUUUACGUCCUUGGUAGUGGGAAGUAAAACGCCAUCGUAAACGGAGUAAG
Chara braunii is the source of this 765-nucleotide messenger RNA. Lineage: Eukaryota; Viridiplantae; Streptophyta; Charophyceae; Charales; Characeae. The record is from the annotation of a GenBank genome assembly.